UGUAAAUAACCAAGAAAUUACUUCAUUUAUCUUUUGACGUGAGACACGCAGAGAUUGCAGUAUUAACUUCAUAAAUGACAAUGACUUCACUUUCUUCUGAAUCGAUGGCCAAUGUGCUUUUCCAGGGGGAGAAACCGGCACAGGCUCCAGCGACAGAUGUCAAUAAUAUCUCCCUUGGUAUAAAGAAACCCAAACGAGUUAUCCAUUUCAGCGAUGGUGUCGUGGAGGAGUAUAGCUCUGAUGAAGAAGAUGGACCUAAUAAUGCCAAAGUAGUACCAGCUGUUGACCCUAAAACGCUGACAUGGGGUCCAUAUCUUUGGUAUUAUACAGUUGCAGCAUCAACAAAGACACUGGGAGUAUGUGAUUUUCUUGGUGAGAGGUUAGCUUACUUUCUUGGCAUCACUUCACCAAAGUACCAGUAUGCCAUCAACGAGUACAACAGAUUAGAAGAAGAUAUGAAUUCCCAUGUGUGGUGGCCCUCCCCAACCCCCAGAUUUCUUUGAAGAAAGAUGGGUUCGUGAAACCUGAUGAUUUCUGAUUCAUUUUCUGUUUUCCACUUGUGUCUGGAAUGGGAGACUGUUUUGGAUGCUAGGUGGCAGCAGACUUACCAGGUUAAUCCAUUGUUUUUUGGAAAUGUACGCAUGGUAAGACUGCUGACACUAUGUGCCUGUUUUUAUCACUCCGCUUGUUAAGACAUUUUGGAAGUAAACCUGAGCCAAUCGCAGGAUCAUUGUUUGAGAAUUUUUUUUUAUACUUUUGAAGUAUAUAUUUAUUUAAGUUUAGGUAGGAAUGGAAACUCUGCAUGUUGGAAAUCCAAUCGAAGGUAGCUGAAUGAGAGUGGAAGAGUUAGGUUGGCCGUGAAAAGAGUAAAUGAUGUACUCAUAUAACAACAUGAUGUUUUGAAUGGUACAUUUGAAUCAUUCUGCCAUGGUGCUGACUUUGUGUAGGUAUAGUUUUUUAUUUGUACAGUUUUUGUUUGAUUGGCCAAC
Messenger RNA from Asterias rubens (European starfish), 989 nucleotides. RefSeq names its product protein FAM177A1-like. The record is from RefSeq and is a predicted model, not a curated record. NCBI's taxonomy places the organism in Eukaryota, Metazoa, Echinodermata, Asteroidea, Forcipulatida, Asteriidae. Bases 75 to 503 code for a protein of 142 amino acids. The transcript is spliced from 5 exons.